Leptinotarsa decemlineata (Colorado potato beetle) is the source of this 1070-nucleotide messenger RNA. RefSeq names its product 4-aminobutyrate aminotransferase, mitochondrial. Gene Ontology annotation, biological process: GABA catabolic process. Lineage: Eukaryota; Metazoa; Arthropoda; Insecta; Coleoptera; Chrysomelidae. Gene Ontology annotation, molecular function: 4-aminobutyrate:2-oxoglutarate transaminase activity; pyridoxal phosphate binding. The record is from RefSeq and is a predicted model, not a curated record. Gene Ontology annotation, cellular component: mitochondrion.
AUGAGUUUCCGCCCGCUAACGGAAAUAGAGGAAUCCUUGUUGAGGAAAGGCCUAAAUUUCGCCAUUGAACCAACAUCUGUGCCAACUUUGGAGAUAAUUACUGCAGUGGAAUUCACCAGUUUCCUUAUUGAUCAAACCAAGGCAGAAGAAUUCAGAUGGAAAAUCAGAGAACAGCUGGAUGGAGAACCAAUUCCAACAUCUAACAUCAGCAAUGAAGAACGUAGAGCUCUGAACGGACUACGCAGAGACAACACAAUCAAGAUUCCACCUGCAGGGAGCAAUAGAUCGGCAUCAAGUUUGAAUCAUGGCGAACCAAAAGAACCCAAAAUAGUUACUUCUGAAGUGCCUGGUCCAAAAUCGAAAAAGCUGAUUGGUGAAUUAGAUGCUGUAACGCAAAGCUCAGCUGUCCAGUUGUUUGUCGAUUAUGAGAAAAGUGCGGGAAAUUACUUGGUUGAUGUUGAUGGAAACACCUAUUUGGAUGUGUACAUGCAAAUAGCAUCAAUUCCAAUCGGAUAUAACCAUCCAGAUAUGUUGAACGUCUUCAAGGAUGAAAACAAAUUGAAAGCUCUCAUCAACCGUCCAGCGCUUGGAUCAUUCCCCAGCGAGCACUGGCCCAACAAGCUGAAAGAAGUUCUAAUGUCGGUGUCACCGAAUCUACCCAACGUCACGACAAUGAUGUGUGGCUCUUGUUCUAACGAAAAUGCCUACAAAUGCCUCUUCAUCGCAUAUCGAAAACAUCAGAGGGGGGAAAACGUCGACUUCAGCGAUCUCGAAAUGAACUCCUGCAUGGUGAAUCAGCCACCUGGUGCUCCAAACCUGUCGCUGUUAUCUUUCCAUGGUGGUUUCCACGGAAGAACUAUGGGUACCCUGUCCACAACACAUUCGAAAGCCAUCCACAAAAUAGAUAUCCCUGGAUUUGAUUGGCCAGCGGCUCCAUUUCCAAAAUACAAGUACCCUCUAGAGGAAAACGUUAGGGAAAACCAAGCGGAAGACGAAAAAUGCCUUGCUGAAGUGGAAGUCCUCAUUGAGAAAUAUCGAAAAAAAGGUUAGUGUUCAUCAGACAUAAUAUU